AUGCAAGGGGGUCUUCUGGGAGACACGAUCCCCGCAAGUAGUCUGAUGGAGAUUCAAAAGCGCCUUUUGGACGCCAAAACUGCCAUCAAUUACGUGAACGAUGUGAAGAAGGGGAACUGUACUGGAGGAACAGACAACAUACUGAAACUUCAGUUUGACCACACGCGUUGGGAGAGUUAUGCCCGGAUAGCAGUCAAAACUGCCAAUCUUCUCUCAAAGAUGAUCCAAGAAAACGACGGCAAACUAGCUGAGGUGGACGAGACAUACCUUUUUUCGGUGGUGCGCAAUAACAUUCAGGGUGACGCCCUCGUCUUCGGCUCGGCUAUUGCCUUUGAGGAAUAUGUUUUCUCAGACUACAGAAUCUUCUGUCCUUAUGCCUACAUGGAAGGAUCCACGGCCAUGGCAUUCGAUCUGGCAUUAGGUUAUAACUACUUGGAACCCGAUGUCGAGUGGUAUGCUGCCAUUAAACACAGAGACUACUCAAAUAUUACCGUCUUGCGAGAUGUCGUGGAUUUGGGAAACAGGAUUGUUUCUACUCCAGAGUCGAUGGCGCGUGUCCAGGACGGACGAUGGACUUACCCAUACUUUGACUGCGGCGGAGGCGACAUUUGGAUGGUCACGUACUCGGCACCCAUUAUCGGCAUACUGAACACGUCUGGACAUCCGGAAAUAAGGUUCAGAGGAGUCGCGACUAUAGACAUAGAACUGACAAACAUAGACGUGAAUCAGUGUGACCCGACAGAAGACAAGGAACUGCCCUCCCAUGGGUCUCUUGACGUGUUCCGGGGUACCCACAGCUGUCAGCCUACCACACAGUGCAGAGCCCUGGCAGGGUACGGCUUUAAAAGAGGCUCAUACUUGUGUUCUUGUGAGUCUGGGUAUUACUUUCCAGUUAUAAACGCGGUUACGAAAGCCUUUAAUGGGUCGGAUAUCGAAGCCUAUUACGAUGACAACAACGUGACGGGAAACAUAGAAGCGUACCAGUGUCUGAAAUGUGCGCGAGGCUGCGAUACGUGUGAGGAUGACACACCCUGUAUGAUCGAGUACAGCAUGGGUGUUCACAUCACACUGCUCCUAUUGACCGUCCUUCUAAUGCUCGCAAUCGGCCUGAUCUCAUUUGUCACUCACCAAUACAGGAACGAAAGAGUGAUCAAGUCCGCAAGCCCAAUAUUUUUGCAAAUUACGCUUUUAGGUUGUGCCAUGAUGAGUUGCCAGAUGUUCCUUAUCUUCGGUGAGCCUAAUGACGUCAUCUGUAUGAUCAUUCCUUGGUUUGCUUACAUCGGCUUCGCCUUGGCAUAUGGAGCCCUACUGUUGAAAACAUGGCGAAUAUCAACAAUUUUUCGCUUUGGUACAACGAAAAGGGUCCAUUUACCGGACAAAGUUUUGCUACAGUGGAUGAUACCGGUAGUUGCAGUAACAGUAAUGUUUCUUAUAGCCUGGACAACCGUCAGUCCGUCUGUUUCUGAGAUCCUAGUUACGGAGAGCAAACUGAAAUAUGUCUAUUGUAAAAAUGACUGGUGGUUAUCAGCGGCGAAAGCAGGUGAAGUCAUCUUCUUGCUUUGGGGAGUUUAUCUGAGUUUUACCGUUAGAAAGGCCCCGUCACAGUUUAACGAGAGCAAAUAUAUCUCCUGGACGAUCUAUAACGCUGUAUUACUAGGGACCUUCAUGGUUGUCAUCAUACAGUUCAUCGCUAUACCACAGGGACCAGACAUCGUCUACGCCAUGACAUUCCUCUACAUCCAGAUACGCAUCACUUUAACACUCGUUCUGUUCUUUGCACCAAAGUUCUAUUCCUUGUACAAACUGGCCAAGCAUCCUGAGCUGGCAGAGAGUGAAGAGACCAAUGCGCGGACUUUAUACAGAACAACCAUAGCAACUGUUUCCAGUCCUUCCAAAUACAGACAACAUGUCCAACUGCAGACCACGCUCAGCUGGGUCAAGUCGCAAAAACCAGUCCAGCUGUCUAAGUCUGACAUUUCUGAGGUAGAAUCACAAAGUGGCUCAAAAGACUACUUAUCCGUGAGAAAGAUGUCAGAACUGAAACAUAAUCAGGUGGCUCCAAGUCAGAUGGGUCCGGCGAUAAACGGCUGGUGA
This is a messenger RNA of Liolophura sinensis, 2094 nucleotides long. RefSeq names its product probable G-protein coupled receptor CG31760. Gene Ontology annotation, biological process: G protein-coupled receptor signaling pathway. Gene Ontology annotation, molecular function: G protein-coupled receptor activity. Lineage: Eukaryota; Metazoa; Mollusca; Polyplacophora; Chitonida; Chitonidae. Gene Ontology annotation, cellular component: membrane. The transcript has 12 exons. The record is from RefSeq and is a predicted model, not a curated record. The coding region runs from base 1 to 2094 and encodes 697 amino acids.